Sinocyclocheilus rhinocerous is the source of this 576-nucleotide messenger RNA. Its product is annotated as serine/threonine-protein kinase pim-1-like. Lineage: Eukaryota; Metazoa; Chordata; Actinopteri; Cypriniformes; Cyprinidae. Bases 1 to 576 code for a protein of 191 amino acids. The transcript has 4 exons. Gene Ontology annotation, molecular function: ATP binding; protein serine/threonine kinase activity. Gene Ontology annotation, biological process: regulation of mitotic cell cycle; protein autophosphorylation; negative regulation of apoptotic process. Gene Ontology annotation, cellular component: cytoplasm. The record is from RefSeq and is a predicted model, not a curated record.
AUGGUCUGCAUCAGCAUUCCUGGUGCUCCUGCACCUCUUCCAUUAGAGGUCGGCCUGUUGCUCCUGGUUAAUAAGGAUCCUAAAGUUCCUCAGGUCAUUGAGCUGCUGGACUGGCAGGACCAGCCUUGUUUGUGGCAAAAGAAGACGAGGAACAUGGUCUGCAUCAACAUUCCUGGUGAUCCUGCACCUCUUCCAUUAGAGGUCGGCCUGUUACUCCUGGUUAAUAAGGAUCCUAAAGUUCCUCAGGUCAUUGAGCUGCUGGACUGGCAGGACCAGCCUGACCAAUACAUCAUGGUCCUGGAAUGUCCCCCACCUUGUGAGGAUUUGUUUGAUUAUGUUGAGCGUUGUGCUGGUACCCUCAAUGAGGAUGUAGCGCGGCUGGUCAUGUGGCAGGCAACGUACUCCGCAUACAUGUGCUGUGGAGUGUUUCACCGUGACAUCAAGCUGGACAACCUCUUGAUCAAUCCCAAAACCCUUGAAGUCAAGCUGAUCGACUUCGGAUGUGGGGAUCUGAUGAGGGGAAACUGGCUAGGACAUCUUCUGGAGUAUGUAUUAUUAAUAAAAUGUGUAGUUUAA